AUGUCAGAUCUUUUUGACCUGAACAUUGGCUCCCAAGGGAACGCUUGGUUUUCACUUUGGAUCAAAUAUGAGGGCGAAGAUUGGCCGGUGAGGUUUUCUGUCAAGUGCGAAGCUGCUUUGUCUCACAGACAGAGCUUUUUUUUCGACUUAGGCUUGCACUACCACCCCAAUAACCCGAUUUUCCUCGAGGACCGUUAUAAAGACAGCUCUGUAUUUUUAAUGAGAUGCCUACAAGGAGAAUCUGUGUUAACAGUAUUGAGGAGUCAUGAGGAGAAGCGUUUCACGGACGAGGAGAAGGAUAAAUGGUCAAGGAUGCUUAUACAUUUGUGUGCACUCUGCGAAAGGUGGGGGCUUCCCCAUAUUUUCAAUGAAGCAACAUAUCAGUUUGCAAUCCUGCAGGAGUCCCCAUUGGUGCCUCCAGAACACAUCGUGCUUAUCUUCAAGGUUACAGUGCCCGGAUCGAGUUUACGUCGAUUAGCCGUUAAUAUGGUCAUGAGUGAAAGAAAUGAUGGAAUUGGAGAGGCUCGACUGCAAGCUUAUUUGAGAUAUAAGAGCUUGUUCAGCGACGAAACAGAGCUUCUGGAUGCCUUGCGGGAAAAACUUCAGCUUCCACUUAGCUCGGUGUUUUGGUAUUCCGGCUUUAUGAAACGGAGUGCAUGGGCGAUCUAUUACAUGAAAGUUUAUUAA
Sclerotinia sclerotiorum 1980 UF-70 is the source of this 687-nucleotide messenger RNA. RefSeq lists its product with no specific name. Lineage: Eukaryota; Fungi; Ascomycota; Leotiomycetes; Helotiales; Sclerotiniaceae. The record is from RefSeq and is a predicted model, not a curated record. The transcript is spliced from 2 exons. The coding region runs from base 1 to 687 and encodes 228 amino acids.